AUGCAUCUGAUAACUCUGACUGGCGGAUUUCUGCUGUUGAUGUUUGGUAGAUCCAUCAUUGUAGAAAGUGGUUGUCCGUUAGGCUGGAGGCAGUUUGAUCAGUCUUGCUACAAGAUGGUUAUCGACGGGCCACUACGGUGGUCUGAAGCUCGUCAGGCAUGCCACAAUGUAGAUAGUCAGCUUGGCAUAGCAAACUCGCAAUCCGAAGAUCAAUUCAUGCAUUCCUUGCAUUUAGAGCUAAUUCAAGAUCAAUCUUUUGACUAUCGCAAUGUAUGGCUGGGCUGCAUGAACUCUGCCAGUGAUGGGUUGGUAUUCUUUGAUGGUGGUCAGCAUGACUACAAGAAUAUGCAAGAUGGACAAGAUUUCAAUGCUACAAACUGUUGUUGUCUUAAGUACAAACAUGGUCAGUGGGCUCUGUUAGGAUGUCAACUAAAGCGAAGUUUCAUAUGCGAGAGAAAAACGUGUACCCCACCAAGACGCUCCUUCAGUGUCAACCCAGCAAGCUAUGAUCAUCAAACCACACCCUACUGUCUGCUUGGCCACACCUUCAAGGAAACCAUCAUCAAGAACCCCAUACAGUGCUGCCUGGCUUGCUCCAAGGAUCCAAACUGCCGCUCCUUCAACCUGUCUGGGAAGAUGUGUCAACUCAACAACGUGACCAUCUCACAGGUUAAUGCUGGAAAUAACGUGAUGGAGAACUGUGUCUACUAUGAAAUGAGUGAGUAA
Molecule: messenger RNA, 726 nt
Organism: Asterias rubens (European starfish)
Lineage: Eukaryota; Metazoa; Echinodermata; Asteroidea; Forcipulatida; Asteriidae
Product: snaclec 3-like
Exons: 1
Coding region: 1-726 (241 amino acids)
Source: RefSeq, a predicted model, not a curated record